Messenger RNA from Mytilus californianus (California mussel), 2922 nucleotides. RefSeq lists its product as uncharacterized. The transcript has 3 exons. Lineage: Eukaryota; Metazoa; Mollusca; Bivalvia; Mytilida; Mytilidae. The record is from RefSeq and is a predicted model, not a curated record. Gene Ontology annotation, cellular component: cytoplasm. The coding region runs from base 177 to 1970 and encodes 597 amino acids.
AUUCCGAUAAAGGAAGUCGGGGAGGGGAAUUCCCGAUAAACUUUCCUAGCCAAAUCUCCUACAAACUUUCCAAAUGAGGAGGAAAUUCGUUGUAAACAUGUGAUUUCAGGAAAAAGAUAAAAUGUUGGAGGGUGUUCAGUAUUAUCAGUGGUAUCACUGACCUAUAACCUUUCAGUAUGGAUCAUCGAAGUCAAGCUGAAGAACUUUAUAAACUCACCAGGUGUAACAGUUCUGAAGACAGUAAUCAAUUAACUACAGUAAAAGAGUAUCUACGACAUUUUGUCUGUAAAUGUCAACCUUCACAGAAGUUCAAGGUCAAAGAGAUUCCAAGUAUCAUUAUGAAGAGUGCGAAACAAGCAAGUUUUAUAUCAUCUAAGGCCAGUGAAUCUUUUGAGAAGUUAGAGUAUUAUUUCAGUCUAGUGUCAAGUAACCCAUGGAAGGCUGAAUUCCACACAAUUAAGAAAUACAGUGGAUUUUUUCAGACAAAGAUAGCAUCUCAUCUUACUGGAGUUGAAGAAUUGUUUAGAAUUGCUGGAUAUAGUGAAAAUCCUAUAAAAAAUGAGUUUAAAUUAAGUAAGAAUAUUAACAAAGAAUUGCUUUUAGCAUUGGCAUUUGAGUGUUUUAUUGCUUCUGUAGAAUGCAUUAUUAUUCAUGAACUGCAGAUAAGAACUAAGUUCUCGAUAAAUGCAGCUGAAAUAGCGGACUUACGAACAACAUACUGUGGUGACGUUGAAGAAAUGUAUUCUGUUUUGAGAAAAUCGUUUAACUUAAAAAAGGACGAUUGCAUUAUUACAUCACCAGAUCAUACAAUAAAAAAUAUUGAUUACGUUGAUCAGUUGUCUCCAAGGCAACCACAAAUGAGGACACAACAUGGACAAGCACUUUCUGUUGUCGAGAGUGAUGUUAGACCAGAAAUACAAAAUAGUGAAUUUAAAGAAGGCACAUUGGAAGAUCAUAUGAUGGCAAGUUUGCAAUUAAUUGAAGAAGAAAAAGAAGAAAUGUCACAGACACCUAAACAACCUUCUGUUCGACCAUCAGAUGAAUGGUCAUUUGUAAAUGAAGGCUUAUUGAAAAAAUACGGAGAAAAAUACUUCAAUGGACAAAGAGGAAACAUCCUACAAACUCCUUCAAGUAAAGAGAGUCGACCUUAUCGUGACUCUGGAAUAGAAUCUGGAGUUCCAUCGGAAUUACCAUAUGCGGACGUGGAUACCAUAAGGACUCGAAGUACUCGUGUUAUUAAGGAAAAAAAUCCACAUAGUGCUGUUCAUGCUCAGAUUUCAUGGCCAACUCAUCCAGAACAAUCACCCCUUCAUCGACCACAGUAUUCAUGGCCACAGCACGAGCCUCCGGUACCACCGGUUCACAGACCACAAUUUUCUUCUCCCUUUCCACAAGGACAACAACAAACAACGAAAGCAGAACUUUUAAGGGCCAGAAAUAAAUCCGUUAGUUCAGCUUUUGCACCUGAUCAAUGGCCGCCAAAAGAAAAUAUUAAGUCUGAAAUCUUAGAACAGUCAACAGCUGAUGACAUUGUUGGAGUUAUUCGACCCUCAAGGUCAAUAACAAAGACGGACUUUGUUGGUGAGACCCCACAAAACCCUACUGCUGCACCUGUUUAUUCACGCAUAUCCAAACCUGUUGUGAAUGAUAAGCUCUCAUCCCCUGGGCAUUGUCAACCAUAUGCUUUCAGUAGCCAUUCUGCUCCUGUUGCACGUAGGGAGCCAGAAGAAAGAAUACCAUCAUGUAGCCUGGGAGAUGAAGAGACAUGGAUUUGUGAUCACUGUACCAUGAAAAACAAUAGAUAUGUCAAUACAUGCUACAUGUGUUCUAAAAGUAGGGAUAUCGUCAAAUCUCCAGAUGUACGAUGGGGAAAGCAGUGUCCACGAUGUACAUUACUAAAUAAAGCAGAUUCGUAUGCCUGCGAAGCGUGUGAUAAUAAACUCCCAGAAGCUUGUGAUAAUCCUGUGUAGCAUUGUUCGUCAGGUACCUUUAAUAGUUCAAAUAGAAAUUUAGUAAUUGAUAAACUAAUCUUAAAUAUUUCGGAAAAACUAGACUACCUGAUUAUACAAAUAUUAACCUUUUUUGACAAAGUUAAUAGAUUUUAUUAAAAUUUCUCAGCCCUGUCAUGAUAAUUUUUUAGUUUUAUUUCGAAGUUAUAAACAAUUGAAUUAUAUAUUUUAUUUUAGUGUGAAUAUUUUAGAUGAGUAAAUGCUUUAUGUUAGGACUAGUCCAUUAAAUGAUGCAAGUAUAAACUAUAACAAUUAUUGUCAGCUGUCACAUGGGUUCCAAUUAGUGUGGUUCCAAAGUCCAAGAGCUGUCUUUUCUGGGAGUUACUGUUUAAUUUUGAAUUGCAAAAGUCAAGGACUCUAAUUUUUGUCGAGCCUUCGACUUUUGUCGAAAAAGCGAGACAUAGCGAUCCUACAUUCCGUCGGCGUCGUCGUCGGCGGCGGCGGCCACAAAUAUUCACUCUGUGGUUAAAGUUUUUGAAAUUUUAAUAACUUUCUUAAACUAUCCUGGAUUUCUACCAAACUUGGACAGAAGCUUGUUUAUGAUCAUAAGAUAAUAUUCAAAAGUAAAUUUUGUAAAAAAAAAAUUCCCAAUUUUUCCGUAUUUUACUUAUAAAUGGACUUAGUUUUUCUGCCAAGAAACAUAACAUUCACUCUGUGGUUAAAGUUUUUGAAAUUUUAAUAACUUUCUUAAACUAUCCUGGAUUUCUACCAAACUUGGACAGAAGCUUGUUUAUGAUCAUAAGAUAAUAUUCAAAAGUAAAUUUUGUAAAAAAAAAAAUCCAUUUUUUCCGUAUUUUACUUAUAAAUGGACUUAGUUUUUCUGCCAAGAAACAUUACAUUCACUCUGUGGUUAAAGUUUUUGAAAUUUUAAUAACUUUCUUAAACUAUCCUGGAUUUCUACCAAACUUGGAAA